CAGAUGAGAAUUACCAUGACCUGGAUGACGGAGAAUCUUCAUCAACAAGACCCGAUCUACCCCAGUAAUCCUACCUGGUCCAGAUCCAGACCUCUCAACAUGUCCUUCAGCAGCAGAUCCUACGGUCAGAGGACCAUGAGUGUCUACGGUGGAGCAGGCGGCCGUGGCACCCGCAUCUCCUCAGGCCAGAUGAGCUACACACCAUCAUCAUCAUCCGGAGGCUUCAACCUCUCCGAUGGCCUGGACCUCCACGUCGGUGCCAACGAGAAGGCCACCAUGCAGAACCUGAACGACCGUCUGUCCUCCUACCUGGAGAAGGUGCGCACCCUGGAGAAGGAGAACGAACGCCUGGAGAGGCAGAUCAGAGAGUGGUACGAGAAGAGGACUGUCAUCUGCCACGACUACAGCCACUACUUCGCCAUCAUCGAGGACCUGAAGGACAAGAUCCGUGUUGCCUCCCGGCUCAAUGCCAAGACAAUCCUGGACAUCGACAACGCUAAACUGGCUGCCGAUGAUUUCAAAAUGAAGUAUGAGAACGAGCUGGCCAUGAGGAUGGCCGUGGAGUCAGACAUCGCUGGACUGAAGAGGGUGCUGGAUGACAUGACCCGGACCAAAAUGGACCUUGAGAGUCAGUACGAGUCCCUGAGGGAGGAGCUGAUCAUGCUCAAGAGGAAUCACGAAGAGGAGAUGGCUCUGCUCAGGAGUCAGAUGGGCGGACAGGUCAAUGUGGCCGUGGAUGCUUCUCCCGCUCCAGACCUGAACCAGGUCAUGACAGAGAUCAGGGAUCACUAUGAGGGUGCUAUCAACAAGAACCGCAAGGAACUCGAGGCGUGGUACCAGAACAAGAUCACAGCGGUGGAGCAGGAUGUGGUGACGCAGACAGAGACCCUUGCGACGACCCGCAUAGAGAUUAAGGAGCUGAAGAGCAAUGUCCAGAGGCUUCAGAUUGAACUGCAGUCCCAUUUGGCCAUGAAAGCGUCUUUGGAGGGCACCCUGGCAGAGACUCAGGCACGCUACUCUGCACAGCUAGCCAGCCUCCAGAACAUGGUCACAAGCCUGGAAGUUCAGCUGUCCCAGCUCCACGCCAACAUCACCAGCAACAAGCAGGAGUACGACAUGCUGCUGGACCUCAAGACCCGGCUGGAGCUGGAGAUCGCAGAGUACAGAAGGCUGCUGGAUGGAGAGGAUGAGAGUACAAAACAAGUGGUCACAAAGACCAUCGUAGUGGUGGAGACGGUCGUGGAUGGAAGGGUGGUCGAGAGCAGCAAGACCGUUGACGUGGACGUGGAUGAGAUUGAGGGAUAAACUGAAAAAACUCAAUAAAGAUCAUGCAGUUGAAAUAAA
Molecule: messenger RNA, 1344 nt
Organism: Acanthopagrus latus (yellowfin seabream)
Lineage: Eukaryota; Metazoa; Chordata; Actinopteri; Spariformes; Sparidae
Gene: krt98
Product: keratin 98
Exons: 9
Coding region: 4-1305 (433 amino acids)
Molecular function (GO): structural molecule activity
Source: RefSeq, a predicted model, not a curated record